Molecule: messenger RNA, 1798 nt
Organism: Monoraphidium neglectum
Lineage: Eukaryota; Viridiplantae; Chlorophyta; Chlorophyceae; Sphaeropleales; Selenastraceae
Exons: 1
Source: RefSeq, a predicted model, not a curated record
GCACGCCGCGCGCCGACAUGCGGCGGUCUGCCAGCGAGGCGCUCCUGCACAGCGGCACCCUCCUGGCGCGCGCAGGGUGCCAGCUGCGGCAGCAGGCGCACGAGCGCGCCGCCGCCGGCGCGGCCGCCACGGCCGGCGCUGCGGGCGGCCACUUUGGCCGGAACCAGCUGCAGGCGCAGCAGACGGCGCCGGCGGCCGCCCGCGCCUGGCCGCUGUCGCCGCAGCCGGCGCCCGCCGCCGCGUGGCCGCUGUCUCCCCAGCAGACGGCGGCCGCCUCCGCGGCCGCGUGGCCGCUGUCCCCGCAGCCGCCGCACACGGGCGCGUGGCAGGCGCCGCAGGCAUUGGCCGGGCAGGCCGCCGGCGGCGGGGCCCAGGGGGCGGCGCCCCUCCUCUUGCUGAUUUCACGCGACAGCCCAGCUGCCACCGCCGGAGUGGACCCACCGUUAUCGCAACAGCAGCCGCAGCAGCAGCAGCAGCAGGAGCACCAGCGGCAGCAGCAGCAGCACGCGCCGCCGUCGAUGCCGACGCAAGCAUCGGCGCCGAACGACGUCCUCGCGUCCCCGCCGCCGUCCCAGGCCGCCGUUGCGCUGCGGCCGGCGCUCAAGCGCUGCCUCUCCUCGCAGCUGGCGGGCUCUCCCCCGCGGAGCGGCGCCUACGGGCGCGCCGCCCCGGUGCCGGGUGGCGCCCUCGCCGCCUGCCCGUCGAUCCAACAGCUGACCGAGCCGAAGCGCUGCGGCGGAGCCGAGGGCUGCGAGGGCGCGCACGCUUGCGGCUCCGCAGGGAGCGCCGAGGGCGGCUUGAUCGGCGCCGCAUGGCCGCAGGGUGGCAGCCCCUGUGCUGUGCGCGGCGUCGCGCGGCGUACGUCGAGCCUGAGGGUGAUGUGGAAGGACCUGCAGGAGGCUGAGUCAGCGACAACCGCCGUCGCGCCGGCCGCGGCGGGCUCCACGCAGGGGCAGGAGGCGACCCCGUCUGGCGCGUCAGGCGCAGGCGCCCCAGCGGGCGCGCCCAAUGCGGCGUCGCUGCCGCAGCAGCUGAUGCAGCUCCGGGCAGCGACGGCCGCGGCGGCGGCGGAAAUGCCCCCGUCGCAGCAGCAGCAGGAGCAGCAGCAGCAGCAGCAGCUGCAGGUCGAGGCGCCUUCCAGCGGCCUGGGCGGGCCGACUGCAGCGGCACUGCAGCAAGCACCCCAGAAGCAGCAGCCCCCAACACCCACGAGCCGCGGCGGCGGCGGCGGCUUGAGGGCGGCCUCGGACCCCGCGCAAGACGCCGGCGGCAUCAGCGGCCCCGCCGCGCCCAACCCCGCAUCCGCGCGCCGCCUGUCCCCCCUGGCUGCGCGGCAGAGCCCGUUCAGUGCCCUCGCGCGCGUGCCGGUGCUCUGGCGCGGCAGCGAGGAUGGCGGCGGCGCCGCCGCCGCCGCCACAGCAGUCACGGUGGCCGCUGCAGCGCCUUUGGCGCCGGCACCCGCGCUGUCGCCCGCUUCGGGCCGCGUGCCGUCCGGCCUGCUGCGGCACCACAGUCGCGGCGCGUCCGUGGAGCGAGUCUUGACCGCCCUGCGCGCCAUCGGCAUCGCGCCAAGUGGCGGCGGCACCGCCGGCGUGGGCGGCUGUCUGGCACCCAUGACCCUCAGCGCCGGCGGCAGCGAGGCAAGCUCUGCAGAUAGCGCGCCUGGCGCUGGCGGCGCCGCCGCCCCCGAUGCUGCUGCCUUCUUGGAGGAUGACGGCAGCAGCAGCGCUCCAGACAGCAGCCCAUGCAGCAGCGCCGCGCUGCGCCAGGCGCUCGCUGGCCCUGACAGCGCUCUCUC